This is a messenger RNA of Chionomys nivalis (European snow vole), 8602 nucleotides long. RefSeq names its product synemin (gene Synm). The transcript has 4 exons. Lineage: Eukaryota; Metazoa; Chordata; Mammalia; Rodentia; Cricetidae. The coding region runs from base 62 to 4744 and encodes 1560 amino acids. Gene Ontology annotation, cellular component: sarcolemma; intermediate filament; neurofilament cytoskeleton. The record is from RefSeq and is a predicted model, not a curated record. Gene Ontology annotation, biological process: intermediate filament cytoskeleton organization; fast-twitch skeletal muscle fiber contraction. Gene Ontology annotation, molecular function: structural constituent of cytoskeleton; intermediate filament binding; structural constituent of muscle.
GAGGGGACAAGAUCAGGGCAGGAGGCAAGCUAAUCGCAAAGAGUCCCGCACAUCCAGCAAAAUGCUGUCCUGGCGGCUGCAGACGGGCUCCGAAAAGGCUGAGCUUCAGGAACUCAAUGCUCGGCUUUAUGAGUACGUGUGCCGGGUGCGGGAGCUGGAGCGCGAGAACCUGCUGCUGGAGGAGGAGCUGCGCCGCCGGCUGAGCCAAGAGAACCUCUGGAUCGAGGACCAGACGCGCUUCGCCGAGGAGGCGCGCAACCUGCGGCAGCAGCUGGACGAACUGAACUGGUCCACAGCGCUGGCCGAGGGCGAGCGCGACGCGUUGCAGAGAGAGCUGCGGGAGCUGCAGCGAGAGAGUGCGGAAGCCAGCGCUGCCCGCAGCCGUCUGGACGCCGAGCUAAGCGCGGAGCGGCGGGAGCUGGAGGAGGCCCUGGGAGCACGCGCCGCCCUCGAAGCGCUGCUGGGCCGGCUGGAGGCUGAACGCCGCGACCUGGACGCGGUCCACGAGCGCCAAGUGCGGGAACUCCGUGCCCGCGCCGCCAGCCUCACCAUGCACUUCCGAGCCCGCGCCACCGGCCCCGCGGUGCCCCCGCCGCGCCUGCAGAACGUGCACGACAGCUACGCGCUCCUGGUGGCCGAGUCGUGGCGGGAGAAUGUGCAGCUGUACGAGGACGAGGUGCGCGAGCUGGAGCAGGCACUGCGCCGCGGCCAGGAGAGCCGGCUCCAGGCGGAGGACGAGGCCCGGCUGUGCGCGCAGGAGGCGGAUGCGCUGCGGAACCAGGCGCUGGAGUUGGAGCAGCUGCGCGCUCGGCUGGAGGAUGAGCUGCUGCGGAUGCAAGAGGAGUACGGGAUUCAGGCCGAGGAGCGGCAGAGAGUGAUUGACAGCCUGGAGGACGAGAAAGAAGCCCUUACCUUGGCCAUGGCCGACCGGCUGCGGGAGUACCAGGAGCUUGUGCAGGUGAAGACUGGCCUCAGCUUGGAGGUGGCCACCUACAGGGCCUUAUUGGAAGGGGAAAGCAAUCCGGAGAUACUGAUCUGGAGGAAGGACAUUGAAAACAUGCCGCCGCAAGAGUCCGGAAAUGCAUCCUAUCGCUACACCAGCUCAGUCAUUCAGAGGAAAAAUGAGAAAAAUCUAUUUCCCAGGCAAAAAACACCAUGGGCAGCUGUAAGUCAUAGCUCAGCUCUGUAUUCUACAAGGCCAGGGCACCUUGAAUCACAGACAACCACGGCUGUUGAGAGUCCUGCUAGAAGGGGCUUCCCGACCUCUGGGUAUUCUUCCUCCACUACAACCGUGCAGCAAAAAUCCCUCGAGAAAACUGUCAGCGGUCAAGCCAGUCUCAGGCCUGCUGUUCCAACUCCCGGCCUUCUGAGAAACACGGAUGCUCAAGUGAAAACGUUCUCUGAUAGAUCCAGAGUUGGAGGCACCAGGGACACCCCCAUACGGGUGACCACAGAGUCCAUUGUCACCAGAGAGUCACACAAAGAUCACCGGGGCAACUUGGCGGCAGGUGCCAUGAACAACGCUCAGUCAAAUGACAGAACUGUCGUUUUGGGAAAGAAAUUAGAAGUGAAAACCGCUAGGGAACAAGAAAGGGACAGAUCGGGAGUCGUCAAAUUAAAGCCAGAAGAGAAAAUGUUUGAUUCUAAGGAGAAGGGCUCAGAGGAAAGAAACUUGAGAUGGGAAGAGCUGACCAAGUUAGACAGAGAUGCAAGAGCGAGAGAAAGCCAGCAGGGGGACGAGCCCAAAGAGAAGAAAUCACCGAAGGAGAGAAGUGUGAAGGAAAGGGAGGUACCCAUCAGUCUAGAAGUAUCCCGGGGCAGCAGAUCAGAAGUGUCCACGAAAAACUUGUUGUCGUCCGGAAGGAAGGAUGCUGGUGACAGCGGGGGAAGAGAGGCAGAAACGAAAGAGACCAAGUUCCGGUUGGAUACCCAGGACGCUGCCAGUUCCCUGCAAAGUGAAUCUAGGACGGAGACCAUAGCCGAAAACAUUGUCACCACCAUCCUUAAGCAGUUCACUCAGGCUCCAGACGCUGAAGGGAAUGACAGCUCUUUGCCAGACACGAAGGUCACUUACGUGGACAGGAAAGAACUCCCCGGCAGUGGGAAAACCAAGACAGAAAUCGUGCUGGAGUCCAAGCUGACGGAAGACGUUGAUGUUUCUGAUGAAGCUGGCCUGGAGUACCUUUUAAGCAAGGAGGUCAAGGAAGUGGGACAGAAGGGCAAGUCAGCUGAGAAGAUGAUAGGAGAGAUGAUCAACAUUGGUCUGAAAGGAAGGGAGGGGAGAGCCAAAGUCGUCAAUGUGGAGAUUGUGGAAGAACCCGUGAGCUACACGGGUGGUGGGACAGCAGAGUUCCCUACCGCCUUCCAUGUGGAAGAAGUCGACGAUGUGUCUCCCAGCCCCAAGGGCUUUGUUGAGGAAGAGGAUGGUCAUGAAGAGACCCAUGAGGCAUUCUCGGUGCAUCAGCGUCAAAGGACCAAGCAGCCCCAGGGGAGCAUCCCUCAUGUGGAAGAAGUGACGGAGGCAGGUGACUCAGAGGGAGAGCAGAGUUACUUUGUGUCUACCCCAGAUGAGUACCCUGGGGGACAUGAUAGAGAAGAUGAUGGCUCAGUGUAUGGGCAAAUCCACAUAGAAGAAGAGUCCACCAUCCGGUACUCAUGGCAAGAUGAAAUUGUGCAGGGGCCUUGGAGAAGGAAAGCAAGAGAUGACACGGAGAAAGAGAAGCACGUGAAGGUCCUGGAGGUUCCAGCACCUUCCCUGGGUGGUGCCGUUGGUUCUGCCCACUUGAAGGAAGAAGCUAGUGGCGAAUUGCACGCAGAACCCACAGUCAUUGAGAAAGAAAUCAAAAUACCACAUGAAUUCCAUACCUCCAUCAAGGGUGUCUUCUCCAGUGAGCCCCGGCACCAGAUGGCGGAGGUGAUCGGGCAGCUGGAGGAAACCUUGCCUGAGCGCAUGAAGGAGGAGCUGUCUGCUCUGACCAGACCGGAUCAAGGAGAGCCAGGGAAUGUCUCCGUGGACGUGAAGAAAGUCCAGAGCGCUGCUGGUGGUUCUGUGACCUUGAUGGCUGAAGUCAACCUCUCGCAGACUGUGGAUGCAGAUAAGUUAGACCUGGAGGAACUGAGCAGAGAUGAAGCUGGGGAGAUAGAGAGGGCUGUGGAGUCGGUGGUAAGAGAGAGUUUGACCAAGCGCUCCAGCCCAAUGCCUAGAAGCCCAGACAGGGAAGAUGGAGAGGAGGAAGUGUCUUCUGGGGGCACUCUCUUCAAGCGCUGGGCCACCAGGCAACUGUAUAGCCCAUCUGGUGAGAAAGAUGAUGCUGGCUGGUCCUCCCACAGCUCAGAUCAACACGUUACCCAGGGCCCAGUGUCGGCCACCGUGGAAGUCACCAGCCCGACAGGUUUUGCACAGUCUCAUGUGCUAGAGAAUAUAAGCCAGUCUGUAAGGCAUGUUAAACUAGGCCCCACAGAAAUGUGGGGGGCUGAGCAGGCGUCCUACGGAGGACCCGCCGCACAGGUGGUGGAGGUAAGUCGGGACUUCCGUGAGGCAGCCAGCUCUGAGGGAACCGGCCGCUCUGUGAAGCACAUUACACUGGGUCCCCAUCAAAGUCACGUGUCCACCGAAAUCACCUUCCAAGGCUCUCUGCCUACCUGGCGGGAGGCAGGAGGUACAGGAGAGCCUGGCCCAGCAGAACCGUCUGAGGAAGCAGACAUAUCCAGGAACCACAGAAUGUCUGACUCUGAGCAGUUUCAUGUAGAAAAGGAAAUUCAUUUUCUGGGUCCUGUUUCUGGGACAGCCCAGGUUGGUGGUAGCUUUGCGACUGAAGAGUUGGUGGGCACCCAGACUUUCGUUAGGCAUCUCCAGUUAGGCCCUAAAGAAGGGCUCAGAGAGGAAAUACAGUUCGUAGCUCCCAUCCCAGACAAAGUGGAGUGGAGGGUCGAAGAGGAUUCUGGGAACACCCAAGUGUCUCUAGGGAGGAGUACCUCUAUCCAUCACAUUGACAUUGGGCCUCAGAGGCACCAAACCUCCAAGCUGAUAGCCCCACAGACACUGGAAUUUAGGGACUCAGAAGGCGUGGUCCUUGUGGAGGGCUCAGCAGGUAUGACCCAGGUCACUCACAGUGUCACCUUGGGUAGAGAAAUCCUCGGGAACAAAGAGAAUACAUUCCAAACAGUCAUUCCUGAGUUUCCUCCGGGCAGUGCAGGGGACACAGGAGCAGAGGGGACAGCAGGCACCAGCAGAUCCUUUAAGCACAUUCAGAUAGGCCCUGCAGAGAAGGGACCCUCUGAACACAUCGUCAUCCGUGGACCCCUGUCUAAAACAUUUGUACUCGAUGGCUCGGCGGCCUCCCCUGAACUAGGUGGGGUAUUUGGUGACAGGAGCACACUAAGUCCCAUUGCACCGGGGCCCAAAGAAACUUCAUUUACCUUUCAGAUGGACGUGAGUAACACAAGAGCCGUCCGCAGCUGGACCCGAGACGCAGGGUCAGAAGUGGAAGCUCGCAGUGUGUCUGAGCAUGGUGGCUGGAGAAUCGCUCACAGUAGCAACGAGCAGGCAGCCACCAUGAGCUCUGAGACCUCCGCUGGGGAUGGACACCAGACCCGGGGAGAGAAAGGCACGGAGCAGGCUGGAUUUGACAAGACUGUGCAGCCACAGAGAAUGGUAGACCAAAGGUCGGUGGCUUCCGACGAGAAGAAAGUGGCCCUUGUCUAUCUAGACAACGAGGAGGAGGAGGAUGAUGGGUGGUUUUGAUAAGCAGAACUAUCUUGUCUUAAAGGGCACUUUGGAAACAUAUCGCUAUUCAAAGCCUUUAACAUACCAAUAUACAAAGCCUCUACUAAUUGUACGGAGGAGGGGGAGGCUGGUUAUCAAUACCUUUAUUUAGAGAACCCUAGGCCGAGUCGGUUUGUUUUAGAAUUCAUUUGUGAAGGUUUGAGAUCGACUCUGGCCUUUUAAGGCUUUGAGAUUUUACAAUUGAGUUGGGACUUUGGCAGAUACUUUUCAUCUUUUUAGUCUUAAAAAGUUCCUUUCUCUAAAGCUUUCUCUCCACAUGUGGGGAGAGUUUGUGCGAGUUUUGCACCAGGUCACAGGCGUGACUUAUUACUACUGUGUGCUACUGUUUAUCUGAAGCAAGACACCUUAACAUUAACCAGAUUAAAACAAUAUGCUUAAGGGUAGGUUUUGUUUGCAUGUGCUAAUAUCAAACAGUAAACUAACACUGGGAAGGAGAAAUACAUAAAUUUUUCUCUUUCCUAAGUCUUUUCAAAAAGAAAUUGUAGAAGGAUUGGAGAGAUGGCUCAGUAGUUAAGAGCCUGCACUGCUCUUGCGGAGGACCUGAGUUCAGUUCCCAGCACCCACAUCAGAUGGCUCAGAUCCACCUCUAACUCCUGCUCCAGGGGAUCCGAUGUCCUUUUUGACCUCUGUAGGCACCUGCACUCAUGUGCAAAUAUCUACAUACACACACAUAUACACACACACAAAUAAAAACAGAAAUCUUAGCCAGGCAGGGCAGUGGUGGUGCACGCCUUUAAUCCCAGUACUCAGGAGGCAGAGGCAGGCAGAUCUCCAUGAGUUCAAGUCCAGCCUGGUCUACAGAGUCAGUUCCAGGACAGCCAAGGCUACAUAGAGAAACCCUGUCUUAAAAAGCAAAACAAAAUAAGAUUAUAGAAAGUAAUAAGCAAGACUAUACAUUUAAAAAAAAUCCCCUAGAUGAUUAAAGAAACAGUUACUUAUCAGAGAUUUAAAAUUAAUUUCAAAUUGAAUAACUUGCUUUCUAUGCACAGAACUUUAGAAAAAGGAAGGCUGAGAGUUCUUUCUGGAAAGUACAGCUGUGGUCUCUUGUUAGUGGUUCAGGUCAUGUGACUGUCCUGAUCAGACAUAUUUGUCAGCAUGGCCACAGGCAUGGCCAGCUGAGGAUGAGGAUUGCCAACGGCAUAGUCUCCAGUCGGUCUUUUCAGUACUAGGCUGUGAGAUAGCAGGACACCUUUCGUGCUGACCCAAGCCCUGGGGAAGCCCCUCCCACAUGGGGGUUGUGACCCUCUCACAGGGGUCGCCUAAGACCAUUGGAAACCACAGACUCUUGCAUUGUGAUGCAUAACAGUAGCAAAAUGGCAGUUCUGAAGUGGCAGUGAAGAUAAUUUUAUGGUUGGGGGUCACCACAACAUGAGGAACUGUAUUGAAGGGUUGCGGCAUUAAGAGGGGUGAGGACCACUGGGCUAGGCCCUGUGUUCUGAGCUGCUUUGUACUGUAACCCUUAUGACCAGAACACUGGCUCUCAUUUGGAAGAGGCAGCUGUGUAGGCAGUGAAGGAAGUACAGAUGUUUAGCCUGCAGCUGGACUGGCAGGGACACAGAAGCACAAAGCAGCUGUUCCUCCCGAGUAAGUCAUUCUGAACUCACCUCUCGUGGGCUGGAGGUCUUUCUGAGCUCCUGCAAUGAAGGAUUUAAAAAAGCAGCAGCAAUAUACAAACCUCAGAAAAGCUUUUUGCACUUUGAACAGAAAGUACGAGGGUGGGGUGGGGGGAUUUAACUGUUUAGGGGAAGGAACCAAGAGCUCCCCAUGCAACCCUGCAAUCCGUCAUCCAGGACUGGUUCUGUCUGAUGACAAAGGCCACAUGGACCAAAAAUCAUGGGCCUGAAAUUGUGUACCACUGAGUAGGAUGAUAUGCUCAUUUAAUUGUUCUUUUAUAUGUGGAUAUUGUUUUUAAGACCCCCAAUGCUGAAGAUCCAGCAUCACAUAAAAGUAGCCUCUACGGUGCAGCGUUCUGUGAGUUUAGAAUAGCAGCUCUGAUACGGCUGAGCCAUGCUUUUUUGUUUGUUUGGUUGGGUUUUUUUUGUUUUUGUUUUUCGAGACAGGGUUUCUCUGUGGUUUUGGAGCCUGUCCUGGAACUAGCUCUUGUAGACCAGGCUGGUCUCGAACUCACAGAGAUCCGCCUGCCUCUGCCUCCCGAGUGCUGGGAUUAAAGGCGUGCGCCACCACUGCCCGGCUGAGCCAUGCUUUUGAACCCAGCCCACAGACCUGCCUGUAGGGCACUGAGCAAGACGGAUCCGAGGUGAUGCCAUCUUCGGGAGGGGAGGAGUGUGGUACAGGAAGGCCUCCCUCCCUGUGUGCCUGUCUCACAGGGCGCAUCUCCAGCUCUGGUUCCAGCAGCUGGGCGGAGGAGAGUGAGGUUUUUUCAUUGCUUAGUAGAAGAGAAAUGCAGCAUGGCUUAAGAUGAUCUGCUUCUCAAACACCUUGCAUCAGGGUCCAGGAAGCGAGAGGAUUUGAAUGGAAGGUUUAAGCCUUUGUUACCCAUAAAGAUGAACUCAUGGUUGUCAGCCUGAUCCAGAAGUCAUUGCCUUGGCCUGUCAUUUCGAAUACCGCCAGAGAUGGGCUGAUGGAUUUUUGCCGUAAUCAGCAAGUCUGAGUGAGUUAUUAGGAUGUGAUCGAGGUGACAGCCUCGGUGUAAUGACAUGAGACAGAGUGACAAUGUGAAGUUUAUGAUGAGUCUAAGUGGGCUUAGGUGGGCGCCAUCGUCUUAGUUCAUGAACUUGCACAUGGAUGCUAGUAUGAGCAGAGUAUCAAUAUCAUGGCCACUUCUACUUAAUUUGAAAAAAAUAAAGGUCUUAAUGUUAAAUAUUCAUUUUCAUUGCUAAAGUUGGAAUGCACAGCAGGGCAGGUUCUGUUUGGAGUAUUUACCAGAAUGGAGGAAUCCUCAGCUGUCAUUGGUUACUGGGUAUCCGGGCCACUAAGGGCAGGGCUCUUACCCUGAUAUUAUUGUAGCAGCUGUGUAGGCAGUGAAGGGAGACACUGCAGCUGACGUCUAAAAAGCUCCCUGCAGGUUUCUGAACCCAGUCAGUCUGGAGUCACAUCAACACUGUGGUAGGGCAGGGAGGGUGGGGCCACACCUAGUCUCCCCCAGUUUGUAUUGUUGAGACUACAAGACGCUGAAUGUUUCUCGGUUUUCCACCGGUUGUUUUGAUAGUUUAUUUAAAGUGUUUAUUUAGAAUUACCUAAGAAGCUUAUUUUUGCUAACCUCCUGUUCCCUGCAAAGGGAACUGUCACAAGAAUGUGUAGAAAUAAAGAUCUGAGGGGGAAAAAUAUCAGCAUCGUUCCUAAAGAGAAUGUCUUCUGGCUGGUUUUGUGUGGUUCUUUCAGACUCAAGUGAAAGCCAACCUGCGUUUCUGUCCAUGUUUCCAUGGUAGCCCUGAGUUAUUAGAGAGGUCACAGAUGGAAACUUCAGUUCUCAAAUUCCCCUGAGAGUAGAACCCUGUAUUGUAGGCAUGAAUUAGAGAACAUGCACUAACUAGCUUGUCUCCAAGUGGGAACUUGACAGUUGGCCCUAAAAUGUCAUCACAGCCUGGAAGACUGUUGCCAGCAGGAGGAAACAGCUAUCCAUUCUGCCCAGGAUGGAGGAGGGUGCCAAGGUACAGUUAUUCAGCGCUAAAACCAGCGUUGUCUUGGGCAGGAGCUGGACAGCUGGUUAACUCAAAACACAGUUUGUAAGGUUACCCAUGGCCAUUUCUCAGUAUCUUGCCAAAAUAUAAAAUAAAAUAGAUCUAGUAGCUUAAAACAAAGAAGCGGGUGACUGUUUGUUGUCGGUCUAUAAUCUAGUCUUUUAUCAACACAAAU